This is a messenger RNA of Sinocyclocheilus anshuiensis, 2761 nucleotides long. RefSeq names its product dmX-like protein 1. Gene Ontology annotation, cellular component: RAVE complex. The record is from RefSeq and is a predicted model, not a curated record. Gene Ontology annotation, molecular function: protein binding. Gene Ontology annotation, biological process: vacuolar acidification. NCBI's taxonomy places the organism in Eukaryota, Metazoa, Chordata, Actinopteri, Cypriniformes, Cyprinidae. The transcript is spliced from 17 exons. Bases 164 to 2761 code for a protein of 865 amino acids.
UGCAGUGCGCGCGUCACUUCCUGAGUCUCCGCACACAAACACCACCAAAUCACUGUCUUGAUUAUCUCUCAUAAUGAGAGGAACACAUAUUAUACUUGAACUUGAGCAUGAAUGAAACCCGUUUCUGAGGGGUUCGUGCUGAAACUCAAGUGUGCCAAGAAGCAUGAACCUGCACCAGGUGCUCACAGGAGCCGUCAACCCUGGAGAAAACUGCUUCUCUGUGGGCAGCGUCAACGACCAGCCCUUCACGGCCUACGCCUCUGGCUGUGACAUCGUCAUUCUGGGGAGUGACUUUGAAAGGAUCCAGAUCAUCCCAGGAGCCAAACACGGGAACAUCCAGGUGGGCUGUGUGGACUGUUCACUGCAGAGCGGACAGAUCGCAGCGUCGUACGGAAAAAUUAUUUGUGUGUUUGAGCCGGUGGAGGUCAGUCCACAAGGGAAAGCACAAAAACAGAAGCUGAAUUAUCAUUGGCAGAAGAGCGGGCAGUUUGUUCUGCAGUCGGUCGCACAGAUCCUGACGUGGCACCCCACAGGUUCGUGGCUUCUGACGGGCUCGGCGUGUCUGCAGAUGUGGUGUGAUGUUCAGUCCAGCGCAGAGACUGAAGAGGAGGCUGAAUCCGCCGGUCCUCGGCGCUCCUGGAGAUGCGUAUGGCAAUGCAAGUCCGCUGCUCCGACUCACUUCAUCAAGUUUUCCCCAGAUGGAGAGUUUUUCGCGACCGCAGGACAGGACGACUGUCUGGUGAAGGUGUGGUACAGCACCAGUAAAUGGCAAGCAGACGUCACCAAACUCUUCACGCCGCUCGACCUGUGCUCCGGAGCCGAGAUCAACUUCUCCUUCAUUUACCUGGCUCACCCUCGCUCCGUCACCGGCUUUUCCUGGAGGAAGACCAGCAAAUACAUGCCCAGAGGCACCGUGUGUAACAUGCUGCUGACCUGCUGCAAGGACAGUGUGUGUCGCCUGUGGGCCGAAACACUGCUUCCCAGCGACUGCCUGCUGUCUGGACUCAGACACAAUCACUGCAGCAGCGACGCCAUGAAGGCAAACAACACGAAGAAGUCCUCCAGCAGCACCCGAGUGCAGAACCAGAACCCGCUGGAGCUGAAGCUGAAGCCGUCGUGGAGAGAGGAGGUGCGGUGUUUAUCUCAGCUCUCAUACAGCGGUCCUCUGCCCCAGCAGCAGAACAAACACUACAGCCACCGCACAAACAUCCUGCACGCUAACGCACUGUGCCACUUCCACAUCGCCGCCAGCAUCAACCCAGCCACAGACAUCCCUCUGCUGCCCUCCAUCUCGUCCAUGAACGGCUCUGAUGAGGAGGAACCGGGCGGCCCGUUCACCGUUCACUGGCUCAACAACAAAGAGCUGCACCUGACGCUGAGCAUGGAGGUGUUUCUACAGCAGCUGAGGAGCAGCGGCGAACAGAACGGACCCACAGAGCGCUACGAUGCUGAUGAGGAGGGGAGCGGCGCUGAUGCUGCGGCUCUGAGCUCCGUCUCUCUCCCUGCGGCGGCUGUGGAUCAUCAGGUGGAUGUGCUGCUGAGUGACUGGAACAGAGCAGCAGACAUGCUGUUCAGCAUCCACCCGAUGGACGGCUCGCUGCUGGUGUGGCUAGUCGACUGGCUGGACGAAUACCAGCCGGGCAUGUUCCGACAGGCGCAGGUUUCCUUCGUGUCCAGGAUUCCCGUGGCCUUCCCCACCGGCGACGCCAUCUCGCUCAGCCGCAGCGUGGUCAUGUAUGCCUGCAACAGAAACGUGGACCUGGCCAUGCAGCACGGCCGUCACCGUACCGCAGGCCUGCCUCACUCGUCCUCCUCCGCUCUGAUCGGACUGAGCCAGAGCAAACCCUCCUCCAGCAGCCUGCGUCUCAGCAUCUUCACCCCCAGUGUCCUGAUGAUCUCCAAACACGCCGACGGCUCGCUCAACCAGUGGGCCGUCAGCUUCGCCGAGGACUUGGCCUUCUCCACGGUGCUCAGCGUGUCUCAUAAAUCACGAUACUGCGGCCACCGCUUCCACCUCAACGAUCUGGCCUGCCACUCUCUGCUGCCGCUGCUGCUCACUACCUCGCACCACAACGCCCUUAGGACACCCGACGGGGACGCCGCUCUGACCCGCCCCGCUGCUGCCCAGUCCCACAGGAGCAGGGUGUCUUCUGGCGGCGUCGCCCAGGAUCCCAACGCGAUCUACAGCGAGCUGAUCCUGUGGCGGGUGGAUCCGGUGGGUCCGCUGUCGUUUUCGGGGGGCGUGUCGGAGCUGGCCAGGAUCAACUCGCUGCACGCGUCCGCCUUCUCUAACGUGGCCUGGCUGCCCACGCUCAUCCCCAGCAACUGCCUCGGUGUGUAUGGAAACUCACCCAGUGCCUGCUUCAUCGCUAGUGACGGACACUCACUCCGACUCUAUCAGGCCAUCAUCGAGGCCAGAAAACUGCUGAGUGAACUCUCCAACCCCGACAUCUCCAAAUAUGUUGGAGAGGUGUUUAACAUCAUCAGCCAGCAGUCGACGGCCAGACCAGGCUGCAUCAUUGAGCUUGAUGCCAUCACAGACUUUNNGGGGAAAGAGACGCAGCUGCUGCAUGUGUUUGAGGAGGACCUGAUCUUGGGAAAUGAGAAAACAGACAAUUACCUGCAGGAUUCUGUUCCCAGCCGGACGCUCUUCUCCGCUCGCUUCUUCCUGGUGGUGGUGGAGAUCACUCAGAGCGGCAGGUCGCUGCUGCACAUGUGGCAUCUACAGCUGGACGCAGUUCCUGUCGUUAUGGGUUUGUAA